GAACGAGAGACGGAAAUCAGAUUUCGGCUUUCAGUCAUUGGAUAGACACCGAUCGAAACGAAUGUGUUUGUUGCUGUAUUGAACCCGGCACGAAAAUAAAUCGCGAACGUUUUUUGCGACGAUGCACUUUCCAUGAACGAUGCAAAAUUACGAAGAAGAGUGUUGAAAAGAAAGCCUCCUUUUCAGUUCCUGUAAAAAGUGAAACAUUUUAGUGAGUUUUUCUGUGAAUUCCAAAUUAUGUGAUCCAUGCAAAAGAGAAUUUUGUCCCAAAAUGGCAUUUCUAUCGAAAAAUGAACAAUUGAUUGGUGCAUAACUUAUGCUCAUGCAUUACUCAUCAUUUGCUGAUGUUAUGCUAAGAAUAGACGGAAAUCACGUUUCAAAAAUUCCAUGCCAUUUUCGACUUGUGAAUAUUUUAGCAAAUUUUUGAACAUUGAAUAUCAAACAACAAAUCACCGAAGCGUGUAAUUGAACUGAAGUUUUGCCACAGAACAAAUCAAUUUCGAAGCGAAAAAUAGCCAACGAAGGGAAUUAAAACAUUUAUUGCGUUGAGAGAGAGAAAGAUAGAGGGAGAGAGAAAAAACGAAUUCCGAGUAAAAAAAAAAUUGCACACAAUAAACUUAUAAUGGAUUUAUUGGCCGAUGCAGAACAGAGUAACUUUCUCCGACAAUUUUGGUUGUGCCCAUCGCAAAGUUGAUGUGAAUGUGUGGGAGUGUGUGUGUGUGGUGGUAGCGGCUAUUUCGGUGGCAAUUACAUUAAAAAUUCAAGUACUCAAAAUCACAUUUGUUAGCCUGCUAGUACACAUGCUAUUAUCGAUAUUCAUUAUUGUCACAGUCGCAAAUCAUUAAAAAGCACUGGCUAACAACAAGCCAGUAAAAAAAUAGUACACAAAAAAAGAUUUUGCGGAAGGAUCGAUCGGAAUAGCAGAAAAAAAAGCUACAGAGAAAAAAAUAAACAAACAAAGCGAGAGGAAGAGCGGUAGAAAAAAAGCGAAUACACUGGAAGAAGUGGAACUGCGAAACAGCUUUUUUCACGCUGUUUCGGGACGUAAACUCCGUCAAAGACAUCGAAUUGAAAAGCAACCAACAGCGAAACAGUGCACAAACAUACACAACACGAGUGGGAGGGAGAGAGAGAGAGAGAACGGCACGACUAGCACCACAAAAAAGUGCUUCACAAAAGAUAGAAUUGUUAUUCUUUGUGCAAGAAUAUUGUUGUGCUGCGUCGGCUUUUCGAUCGAAACGUACAACCGAGAGAGAAUGCGCGCGCGAAGCAACGAAAUUGUGCAAAAAGGACGGAGUAAGAGCGAGUGAGUGCAUUUCAAGCGAAAACAGUGGUUAUUUCCCACAAUUCCGAAUAUUUCCCUCUACCCAGCCACCGUCGUAUCGUCAAUUUACAAUCCGCUAUUUUCCACACUUACUCAAUUGCUUCUAUUUGUGCGUUUGCAAAUAAAUGUGUCGCGUUGAAUCUGCUGCACAAAUUCGAAAACCGAGUCACAUAGAGAUACCGAUAGAGAGGGAGUGAGAACGAGGCGCAUUUUUUACGAGCUGUUUGUUUAUUUUCGCCUGAUAUGCAAAUAACACAAUGGAUGUUAGUAUGUUUACGCUUCGAACGAACAACGUAGACAUAAUUCCGAGCAGUGCGAGUAAAAUUAUGUAAUAUUUUAUGUAUAUACCGACCCCGAUAGACAGACACAUACACAAAGAGCGAGCGAGCGAGCGCGGGCGACCGAGAAUCAAAAAAGCGGAAAGAGAAAGUCGGCAAAAGACAACUGAAUUGCUUAUUAGUGCGAGAGAUAGACAAAGCAUAAAAUUGCAUUCAGCACAAACAAAAAAAAAACAAUUUUCUCGUUUUCAGUCAGUUUGUGAGCUUUGCAUUUUUUUCCGUCGUUUUCCUUUCGGCAAUUCGUACUGUAUGUUGGCGGUGGUGACUAUUUGUGCAUGCACCUUGAAUGCGUAAACUGUUUUCAAUUUGAAAGUGAAUCCGAAAAAUACACAUCGAGUUAGUGAGUGUGUUUGUGUGCUAAAAAGUGAAGCAUAGAAACCAUAGCCUAACAUAAUUUGAACCGUGUACGCGAUCGUCGUCGUCGUCGUCGUCGUCGUCAUGGCAAAUCAAUCUCUUUUAGUGUUACAUUGAGUGAUAUUCAUGUGUGACGCUCAUAAUUAUGCAUCGUGUGUUUUGUUCACUUUCAUGGCAUAUGAGCACCGUGACGGCAAUCGAUGAAGGUGAACAUAGGGAAAAUUGUCACACACACUAACAUUAACGUUUCGGUAGGGCAAACAAAAAAUCGCAUCCGACCAGUUCUUUUCGUUUUUUUUUUCGCUCGUUUUCGGCUUACCCGUGAGAGCAACGCGUGUGUCACGCUCAGAUUUUAUGAUGAAAAAUUUAUGAGUCUUACCCAGUUUUCCACAUAGUCGAAAGAGUCGAAAAACGGGAAACACAGUGAUUAUACUGAACGAAAAUACAGCAGUAGCAGGCAGAGAGAGAAAUAACCGAGAACUGAAAAACAUACAAAAGUAAUACAGCGUAACUACCAGCGGAAAUCGUGGAAAACGCCAACCUCGAAAAAAGGAGAAGAAAAAAAAACACGACAAAAGAAUAAACAAAGUGAAACCGGUAUCACAAACGGUUGAUGUAAUAAAACGUACCAUUGUACACACAGCAGCCACGGCAACGGUCAACGUUGAGCUAACGAGAAAUGCAAUUUUAUGGUAUUUGUGCUUCAUUGUAAAAAUGCAAUUAAGAUGAAGUUGGAUAUUUUAAAUAAACUCUUCUUGUGGAUUGGACUCAUUGCCGUUGCACACAUUCCACGGUCCAUAAACGGUAAACAACACUCCACAGAGGAUACAACCUCCGAAAUAAGCGAAUUGAAUUUACCUCGUUUCGCUGAACCAAUACCAAAUAUCACAGUAACAAUCGGCAAAGAUGCGCUACUAGCAUGCGUUGUAGAUAAUUUGAAAUCAUAUCGGGUGGCUUGGGUUCGUGUAGACACACAGACUAUUCUAUCUAUUCAUCACAAUUUAAUCACACAAAAUCAUAGGAUUAGCUUAACUCACAACGACCAUAGGUCUUGGUAUUUACAUAUUAAAGAUGUGGAAGAAGAUGACCGAGGAUGGUACAUGUGUCAAAUCAAUACGGAUCCAAUGCGGUCGAAGAAGGGAUAUUUACAAGUAGUCGUUCCGCCGAUAAUUGUCGAAUCAUCGACAAGUAAUGAUAUGGUGGUUCGUGAGGGCAGUAACGUCACAUUAGUCUGUAAAGCGAGAGGCUACCCUGAACCAUAUGUAAUGUGGAGGCGGGAAGAUGGUGAUGAAAUGACGAUAGCUGGUCAAAGUGUGAAUGUAGUUGACGGUGAAAUGUUGACCAUUACAAAAGUGAGUCGAUUGCAUAUGGCACCCUAUCUCUGUGUCGCAUCGAAUGGAGUGCCUCCCUCAAUCAGCAAACGAGUACUAUUACGCGUACAAUUUCCGCCAAUGUUAUCUAUUCCAAAUCAAUUAGAGGCAGCAUAUCAGGGGCAGGAUGUUACAUUGGAAUGUCAGACAGAGGCAUACCCAGCAUCGAUUAAUUACUGGACCACUGAGAAAGGUGAUAUGAUAAUAUCCGAUGCGGCUCGAUCAGGCGACAAAUACGAGACAUCUUCAACGAAUAUCGGUUACAGCAAGUAUAUGAAGCUGAAAAUUCGAACGGUUGGACCCGGUGACUACGGAUCCUACCGUUGCGUUGCAAAAAAUUCGCUAGGCGAAACCGAUGGAUUAAUCAAACUCGAAGAACUAAUUGCACCGACGACCGUAAAAACAACCGAACACUACAUGGAGAAUGGCAAAAAAUCCAAAGACUCACAAAUGGUCGGCGACUACGGUGUUGAAGAGUGGAAGGACGGAGAACAUAAUGGUGAAUAUUCAGCUGCAUCAAAACCACCGAAUCAACAUCCUCCCGGGGCUUACAGCGACGCCAUAACCAUAACCAUUUCAACUCGUUCGACUCGUAUUUGCUGUUGUAUUUUUUAUGCUCUUGUACUUUUAGUUAACUGCAAAACUUUAUUUUCUGUUGGUAAAAUUUUCCACUUGAAUAGGUAAAAAAAUUUCACCUAAAAAACACUAGAAGAAGAAAGAAGAAAAACACACUCUCUCACACACACACACACACACACACAGAGAGAGAGAGAGAGAGAGAGAGAGAGAGAGAGAGAGAGAGAGUGAGAGAGCACAAGUUCUAUAUAUAGACAUUAUUGCGUAUACACAUAUAAAUUGAUAGGAGAGCUAGUAAACUGAAUUAAAGAAAGCAAAAGUAUAAAAAGAAAAAACACAGAGAGAAAGAACUAGUAUGUAUUUGUUUAAAAUUAAGAGAAACUCGAAAUGAAUUCACGAAAGUUUAUUCCAAGAAAAUGUUGUGUGUUUAAGUGUAAUGUGAACGUCAAUUGUGUAUGAAUUGUGAGUGUCUUGAACGUUUGAGAUAGUUUGUGUGAGUGUGAUAGUAUGAGAGUGAAUGAGUUGAAUGCGUUUUACACGUAGCGUGACGUCGACAAGAAAAUAAGGUAAUAUAGCGGGUGGGAUAGGAAAUUAGUGGCAAAAUGGCCCCGUUUCUUGAAUUGAAAACAAAGGAAUUAAGAAACUAAGAAGCAGCUCAAAAUUAAAAUCGACAUUUCACUCAUUAAGCGGGCGGGAAUGGAAGAAAUGUAUCGCCGAUUUUCCCUCAAAGUAAAACUAUAUUUUAAUCAUUCAUACACUUCUCGGCGUCAAUGGCAGAGCGGGAGGAGGAGAGGGAGGUCGAAAACCAUUUUCCAAACACGUCUUAUUAUAAAGCAAUAAGUGAAAAUGGGAAAAGUUUUUAUGUGUGAAAUCGCUAGAGAAUAUUAUUGACAUGGAUUGAAGUAACAUACGUGCAUGGUGCAACCAGCGUACACAACACAUACUCGCACUCGCACACUUUCGAUCAGCAGAGGAAAGUCAGUUUGAAAAAAAUUAUAAUUUACGAUAGAAAUACAAUCGAACGAGCAUAAAAUGAAGCAUUCACAUAAAAAUAGCUUGCAUUCGUAUUACGAUAGGUGUCAAUGAUAUUCGAACGGGAGUGCGCUGGAAGCGAAAAACGCUAACAAUUCUCUUUUCUUCUCCAUCACUUCUGUUCAUGUCUUCGAAAUGAUUCUCAUAAAUUGUUUAUUCGUAUCCGAAACUUUUAAAGUGAAAAAUCAAUUUUUUUCGAUGUAAACUUUCUGUAUACCGAUUUUGCUAUGUGUUUACGUGUGUAGGGAAUUAAGUUGUUACAUAGUCAGCGUUUAGACAAAUCAAUGAGCGUGCUAAACGUGCACACAUGUUUACAUCCUUCGAACAUCUCUCCCCCAUGCAAUGGCUGCGCAUGUUGUUUGCCACAGCGAAAUUACGGCUCAAAUAUCAUUUUGCUGAAUAAUGCAGUUAAUUAGAUUCAAUUUAAAUUUUCUUUUGUGCACACAAUUAUGGGCGAACAGCAUCCGCAAUGCAUAAGCAAUAUGAUACUACCAUUGUCAUGCAUACUUUGAAUUAACUACGUAUAUAUAUUAAACUCGCGCUGCGUAAAUAAACAGCGAUGAUGAUCCGAUGCUAAACUAAACGCUUCACACAUAAUCAAAAUCGGUAAAAGCUCAUUUUCAUUUCGUUAAAUUGGUAUGCCAAACGCCGCUAUGCAUCGCAUCGCAUCGAUUUCGGCUCACGUGCUUAAUGUUUAUAUUAAUUAGUGUGUAUUCAAUUGUUAGCGACAACGUACGUGAAUUGAAUUGCUCAGUACAAUUAUUGUCGUUUUUUUUUUUUUCUCGUUCCGGGAUUCGGCACCCAUGUAGAGUGGAAUUUCAUUUUUUUGGCAAUCAAUAGCAAGCGCACGUUGUUCAGCCAAAAAAUUGACUCAUUUUUCUCGAAAUGUGUUGGCAUUUUGACAAGUAGCAAAAUUCACACUUCGACUCCACCGGGAGAAUGGAGCAAAAUCUGUUGGGAAUUUAUGUUUUGGGUGCAAAUUGACAUAAAAAUGAGAAAAGUACUAUGAUUUGCGACUUCGAUAAAACCGAAGUGAAAGCAAAAAUAUGAAAAAUCAGCAAAAGAAAUAUAGAGAGAAAACUUAUACAUAAUCAGAUAACAAAAAUAUCAUGGUGAUUUGUUGAGAAUAAUAUAUUAAAGGAUAUAUAUGUAAAAAAAUGAUGACUAUUUAUAUGAUAAGAUUUAAUGUUUCAAAAAUUGACAUGUUUUUAAAAUGCAAGCAUCACCUAUCUAAGCAAGGAAACACUUGAAGUUCUUCAUUAGUAAGAUUAACAAAGCUCAUGAAUAAAUUAAUAAAGAAAAUUGACGAGUUUCGGCUGUUUCACACUAACAAAACGAGAAAAAAAACAACAGUUUCAAACUCUGAAGCUAUCCUUUGUUGUUUCUGAUUGAAUAAAUACUAAGUAAAUUGAGUAAAGAAAACGCGCUUUGCUAUAAAUA
Messenger RNA from Sitodiplosis mosellana (orange wheat blossom midge), 6434 nucleotides. RefSeq names its product lachesin (gene DIP-kappa). The coding region runs from base 2706 to 4070 and encodes 454 amino acids. The record is from RefSeq and is a predicted model, not a curated record. NCBI's taxonomy places the organism in Eukaryota, Metazoa, Arthropoda, Insecta, Diptera, Cecidomyiidae. Gene Ontology annotation, cellular component: neuron projection. The transcript has 14 exons.